This is a messenger RNA of Gigantopelta aegis, 1552 nucleotides long. RefSeq names its product aurora kinase A-A-like. Gene Ontology annotation, cellular component: chromosome passenger complex; spindle microtubule; spindle pole centrosome. Gene Ontology annotation, molecular function: ATP binding; protein kinase activity. NCBI's taxonomy places the organism in Eukaryota, Metazoa, Mollusca, Gastropoda, Neomphalida, Peltospiridae. The transcript is spliced from 7 exons. Bases 116 to 916 code for a protein of 266 amino acids. Gene Ontology annotation, biological process: regulation of cytokinesis; protein phosphorylation; mitotic spindle organization. The record is from RefSeq and is a predicted model, not a curated record.
UCUGAGUGAUGGGCUUGGAAGAACUCUGUACAAAUGCAUACAACUGAAUCACUAGAUAGUUAACAGGGUCUAUCACAUCACUUCAGAAGUGGAAUGACAGACUAACAGCACUGCCAUGGAACCAAAACGUGUUUUGAAACCAGUGAACACCAACAGUAUGAAAUCGGGUGACAGACAGGAAACAAAAGCAACAUGUGAUUCAGGAAGAACGCCCUUGUCAAGUCAAACCAAAAAGUGGUCACUGGAAGAUUUUGACAUUGGAAGACCUCUAGGGAAAGGCAAAUUUGGCAGUGUUUACCUAGCUAGAGAGAAAACAUGUAAUUACAUUAUGGCUCUGAAAGUCUUGUUCAAAUCUCAACUACAGAAUGCUGGAAUAGAGCACCAGCUAAUAAGAGAGAUUGAGAUUCAGUCACGCUUAAGGCAUCCUAAUAUUCUGCGACUUUUUGGUUACUUCCAUGACAAAACCAGAGUUUACCUCAUGUUGGAGUAUGCGCCCCGAGGUGAGAUGUACAAGGAACUACAGAAAUGCACAAGAUUUGAUGAAAAGAGGACAUCAAAUUACAUCUAUCAAUUGGUGAAUGCGUUAAUUUAUUGUCACAGUCGUAGUGUCAUUCACAGAGACAUUAAACCUGAAAACUUACUGCUUGGAUUGAUGGGCGAUCUUAAGAUUGCUGACUUUGGCUGGUCUGUUCAUGCCCCUUCAUCAAGUUACUGCGUCACGAUCCCAAGAAACGUCUUCCUCUGUCACAGGUGCUUGAGCAUCCAUGGAUCCAACAGCACAUUUCUGCAUCACAGCGUCAACCCACACCGGGCAGCAGCAACACAUGAAAAUUACAUCAAAUAUCCAACAAUGUGCUCCAGUGCGGUCAUUAAACAAUUUUUUUUUUUGACAUUUGACUUUAUGAUUCUUGUUUAAGUAACGUUUGGGUCAAGUAAUCCCAACUUGGGGAGGGGUGGAGGUGUGUAUGUAUAUGUAUAUAUAUAUGAACGCAUGAAUUAUCAUAAGAUCUAAUUCUAGUAUAAACGGUUCUCGUUUUCUCUGUAUAUUUAGUUGUAAAUAUUUAAUGUAUAAGCAGUUCUUUGUGGGGUGUGGCUUCAUGACAUCAGCGAUUUCAUCAUGCUACAAUCAAAGAUUUCAUAAUUAACAUGUCUUUUAAGUAAUCAACAUCUUCAAAUACACAUUUGGACAAAAUAUUGUAAUGAUCAUUAUGUCGGAUCUUAAAAUAAUAACUGGAAUGUACAUUGUAAGAGUGACGUCAUCAGUCAGUUCUUAAAAUAAGUGUGCACACCCUUCUGGAGGCGGGGCCUAGUGACAUCAGUGAUUUCAUCAUCUUGAGUCAUCCUCUACUGCAGUUUGGUGGCCAUCUUGGAUGAUGCAAUAGUGUAAUCGAUAUCCCCUAUAUUACUACUAUGAGCUUGGCAAAUGGUUUUUGACACUGCGGUUAUUUGGGGGUUAACGGGUAUCGUGGUAGGCCAUCGGUCUACAGGCUGGUAGGUACUGGGUUCGGAUCCCAGUCGAGACAUGGAAUUUUUAAUCCCGAUACUGACUCCA